AAGUCGGCAGAGUUGUUGGUCACACUGCAAGCGGCGAAGAAACAAAACAUAAACAAAUAUACCUUAAUUUCGUUUUAAGUCCCGUGGACUGAAAUUAAAUAUACAAAAUGCUAUCAUUGACAGACCCAGCCAACUCGGGCGGAAUUCCCGACAAAGCCUGGCAGCCGCAUUUCGUCACUUUGGAAACGAGCAUGGGUGAAAUCACCGUGGAACUCUACUGGAAACAUGCCCCCAAUACGUGCCGCAAUUUCGCAGAGCUCUCGCGAAGGGGCUACUAUAACAACGUGGUGUUCCACCGGAUAAUUAGGGACUUUAUGAUCCAGGGCGGGGAUCCCACGGGAACCGGACGCGGCGGCACCUCUAUCUACGGUUCGGAAUUCGGGGACGAGCUGCACGGCGAUCUGAAGCACACGGGAGCGGGAAUCCUCUCGAUGGCCAAUUCUGGACCGGACACCAAUGGGUCCCAGUUCUUCAUCACCCUGGCGCCCACCCAAUGGUUGGAUGGCAAGCACACGAUCUUCGGAAGGGUCUACACCGGCAUGGAGGUGGUCAAGCGGAUUGGAAUGGUGGAGACCGACAAGAACGAUCGUCCGGUGGAUCCCUUAAGGAUCAUCAAGGCCAAGGUGGAGAAACUGUGAGGUAAUGAGACAGGCUUGAAAGAAACUUAACUUUGAAAUUUAGAAAUUAUAACGAACUGGAACAAGAACUAGUUUCCUAGAGGCUUCUAUACUUGAAAA
Messenger RNA from Drosophila suzukii, 737 nucleotides. It is a transcript of the gene Cypl, whose product is annotated as peptidyl-prolyl cis-trans isomerase-like 1 Cypl. Gene Ontology annotation, biological process: protein peptidyl-prolyl isomerization; protein folding. The record is from RefSeq and is a predicted model, not a curated record. Gene Ontology annotation, cellular component: catalytic step 2 spliceosome. Lineage: Eukaryota; Metazoa; Arthropoda; Insecta; Diptera; Drosophilidae. Gene Ontology annotation, molecular function: peptidyl-prolyl cis-trans isomerase activity.